AUGCAGAAACUCGGACAAGCGCCCGGCGACCAUUGGUCGGAAUCGAGCAUAUCCAUUACAUCCGAAGACGAGCAGGAGGAACUUCAGAAUCUAACACGAAUCGCAUCCAGUCGACAUGGCCGGACAAUCUCGCACACUGCGACGAUCGAUGAGAAGAACGAUCCUCGUUUAGAUCCCACGAAUCCAGAAUUCGACCAUCGGCGGUGGGCAGCGAUGGUACUCAGGGGCGUCGUCUUCUCCAACUUGUGUAUCUCCGGUUCGGGUUCAGCACUACGCCUCCAAGAAACACUUCUGACGCAGUUGACAACUCCUUUCCCUCCCCCACGCCAGAUUCUUCACAAUUUCGACGGGUUGCUUCAGAGUGGGGAGUUGCUGUUAGUGCUUGGUCGUCCUGGAAGUGGCUGUUCGACUUUUCUGAAGACCAUCUGUGGACAUCUCGGGGGCCUGACUCUCGAACCUCAAAGUAAUAUUCAGUAUCAGGGGUUGGCAUAUGAUGACAUGAUCAAGCAUCAUCGUGGCGAAGUUGCCUACAACGGGGAGGUUGACCAACAUUUCCCACAUCUUACUGUUGGCCAGACACUUUCAUUUGCUGCUCAUGCACGUACUCCCCAGAAACGCAUGGAGGGUAUCUCGCGCGAUGAGUAUGUCGACACGCUUACCAAAGUUGUCCUUUCAGUAUUUGGCCUUACCCAAACUAUCGACACCAAGGUCGGAGAUAACUUUAUUCGAGGAGUUAGUGGUGGCGAGCGCAAGCGCGUCAGUAUCGCCGAAAUGUUUCUUUCUCGCAGUCGAAUUGGGGCCUGGGACAACAGCACCCGCGGCUUGGAUUCGGCAUCUGCUCUGAAACUCAUCAAGUCUCUACGUCUUGCUGCAGACAUUGGACAGUCGUGUCAUGCGGUUGCCGCCUACCAAGCAUCUCAGUCAAUGUACGACCUGUUCGAUAAGGUCGUCGUUCUUUACGAAGGAUAUGAGAUUUACUACGGUCCUGUUGAUCGCGCCGUGGCCUUCUUCCAAGAAAUGGGAUGGGAGCUGCCAGAACGCCAAGUCAGUGGUGAUUUUCUCACGUCCAUCACUAAUCCCGGAGAGCGUAGGGCACGUCCCGAUAUGGUCGACAAGGUUCCUCGCACCCCCCAGGAAUUCGCGGACUAUUGGAAGCGCAGCUCCGAAUAUAAAGAGCUCUGCGCUCAGAUAGAGCAAUAUCGACGCGACCACCCGCUCAACGCCGACGAGGCGAGAGAGUUCAAGCAGCACCACGAAGAGCAGCAGGCCCGUCACACCAGGGCUCAGAGUCCCUAUCUUCUAUCUGUGCCGAUGCAGGUGCGUCUCUGCAUCCGCAGGGCGUUUCAGCGAUUGCGCAAUGAUCUCCCCACGGCAAUGUCCACUGUCAUAGUUCAAGUCAUCUUGUCUUUGGUUAUUGGAUCGAUUUUCUACAAUUCGCCCAAUACAACCAGCGCCUUCUUCCAGAAAGGAGCUGUCUUGUAUUUCUCUGUCCUCAUGAACGCCUUGGUCACUAUGAACGAGAUCAUGCAAUUGUACAGUCAGCGGCCGGUUGCUGCGAAACAGGCAGGCUAUGCUUUUGUUCAUCCGUUCGCCGAGUCCCUUGCCAGUAUAAUCAUGGAUCUACCGAUCAAGUUGAUGCGCUGCUCUGUCUUUUGUAUUGUCCUCUACUUCAUGACCAACCUGCGUCGGGAGCCUUCACAGUUCUUUAUCUACUAUCUAUUCUUGAUCACCGCUAUUUUGACGAUGUCGGGGAUAUUCCGAACACUAGCAGCCGCGACUAGGACGGUCACCCAGGCUAUGGCAAUGGCAGGUGUUAUGAUUCUCUGCAUCGUGGUAUAUACUGGCUUCACCUUGCCGCAACCCUACAUGCACCCAUGGCUCUCCUGGAUUCGCUGGAUCAAUCCUAUUUAUUAUGCAUUUGAGGGGUUGGUUUCCAACGAAUUCCACGGGCGCGACUUUCCAUGUGCGUCGCUGAUUCCAAGUUAUGCUACCGGGUCGUCAUUCGUCUGUUCGGCUGUGGGAGCCGUAGCUGGACAACGUUACGUCUCGGGAGAUGCCUUCAUUGAACAGAACUACGAGUACUCGUACUCUCACAUCUGGAGAAACUUCGGUAUCUUGGUUGCAUUCAUGAUCUUUUUUACCUGCACCUGCUUGUUCUUCUCGGAAAUCAAUACUGGAGAAUCAUCCAAGGCAGAAACUCUGGUCUUCCGCCCUGGUCACGUUCCUCAGUUUUUGGCUGCUUCAGAUGGAGUAGAAGGUGGCAAGGCAGCUCCUCCCAAGCCUGAACUACAGAGUAACGACGACGAGGUCAUCCAUCUUCCUGAACAAACGGAUAUCCUCUCGUGGAAGGCCCUCAAUUACGACAUCCCGGUCAAGGAGGGUACGCGGCGGCUAUUGGACAACGUCAACGGAUGGGUCAAGCCUGGCACAUUGACGGCACUGAUGGGUGUUUCUGGCGCUGGAAAGACGACGCUUUUGGAUGUCCUCGCUCAGAGAGUGUCUAUUGGCGUGGUGACCGGUGAUGUCCUGGUUAACGGGAGACCUCUGGCGCCUAAUUUCCCGCGGAGAACUGGAUACGUGCAGCAGCAGGACCUUCAUCUGGAAACAACCACGGUCCGCGAAGCCCUCCGCUUCAGCGCCAUGCUUCGCCAACCCAGGUCUGUGUCCAAGGACGAAAAAUUCGGAUAUGUUGAAGAAGUCAUCAAGAUCCUGCGCAUGCAAGACUUCGCCGAGGCGGUUGUGGGCUCAUUGGGCGAGGGCUUGAAUGUGGAACAAAGAAAACUACUUAGUAUCGGUGUCGAGUUGGCUGCCAAGCCAACACUACUGGUAUUCCUGGAUGAGCCAACCAGUGGUCUAGAUUCCCAGAGCUCAUGGACGAUCUGCUCACUUCUGAGAAGACUGGCGAACCAUGGUCAAGCCGUGCUUGCUACAAUUCACCAGCCGAGUGCCUUGCUGUUCCAAACCUUUGAUCGCCUGCUUUUCCUCGCGAAGGGGGGCAGGACUGUCUACUUUGGCGAUAUUGGACCUAACUCUCGGAUCCUUCUCGAUUACUUCGAACGCAACGGCGCCCGUCACUGUGGCGACAUGGAGAAUCCGGCUGAAUAUAUCCUCGAGACUGUCUCAGGUGAUAAUGCCAAAGGGCCCGACUGGGUGCAGAUCUGGAAUGGAAGUCCCGAGUUCAAGGAGGUCUACGCCGAAGUCACUCGACUUCAGGAUGCUCAGCAACAACCCGAGCCUCAGAUUCAUCCGGGUGAUGACAGCGAUGCUGAGUUCGCUAUGCCCUUGACCAGCCAGCUUCGCUACGUCCUGCAACGUGUUUUCCAGCAGUACUAUCGCCAGCCAGAGUAUCUGUUUUCCAAAUACGUACUAGGCAUUAUAUCCGGACUUUUCAUUGGUUUCUCGUUCUUUAAAUCCAACAACACGCAGCAAGGCUUCCAAAACACUCUCUUCAGCAUUUUCCUACUAUGUACCAUUUUCAACACCCUCGUCAACCAGAUAAUGCCAAAGUUCGUCCGGCAGCGAGCGCUCUAUGAAGUCCGGGAGCGCCCCUCCCGGGUCUAUUCCUGGAAGGUGUUCAUGAUCUCGCAGGUGCUCGUCGAGAUCCCGUGGCAGAUUGUCCUUGGGAUCUGCUCCUGGUCGUGCUACUACUGGACGGUGAUCGGAACCGACCAGGACGCCGAACGUCGUGGUCUUGCUCUGUUGUUCAUUGUCCAGUUUUUCAUCUACGCAUCGAGCAUGGCUCAGCUGGUCGUCUGCGCCAUCGGCGAGCCAACCCUAGCCGCCAUGCUGGCCACCCUGAUGUUCGGUUUCGCCUUUAUCUUCAACGGCGUCAUGCAGCCGCCCGGGGAUCUACCCGGCUUCUGGAUCUUUAUGUACCGGGUGUCGCCGUUCACGUACUACAUCGGCGGCAUGAGCAGCACGAUCCUGCACGGACGGCCCGUGGAGUGCAACUCGGCGGAGCUGAGCGUCUUCGACCCUCCCGCCGGCCAGACUUGCGGGCAGUACAUGGCGCGGUACGUCGCUGCUGCCGGUGGUCGGCUGUACAACUCCAACGCCACCUCAGGGUGCGAGUAUUGCUCGAUGACAUCGGCGGACCAGUACCUGGCGCUGCGGUGGAUCUACUGGGACGACCGCUGGCGGAACUAUGGGCUCUUCUGGUGUUAUUUUGUCUUCAACGUGGCAGCGGCCAUCACCCUUUACUAUGUGUUCCGGGUGAAGAAGUGGGGAAGGAAGUAG
Molecule: messenger RNA, 4236 nt
Organism: Aspergillus homomorphus CBS 101889
Lineage: Eukaryota; Fungi; Ascomycota; Eurotiomycetes; Eurotiales; Aspergillaceae
Product: ABC multidrug transporter
Exons: 3
Coding region: 1-4236 (1411 amino acids)
Biological process (GO): transmembrane transport
Cellular component (GO): membrane
Molecular function (GO): ATP binding; ATP hydrolysis activity; ABC-type transporter activity
Source: RefSeq, a predicted model, not a curated record